Wickerhamiella sorbophila is the source of this 468-nucleotide messenger RNA. RefSeq lists its product as hypothetical. Gene Ontology annotation, biological process: deoxyribonucleoside monophosphate catabolic process. Bases 1 to 468 code for a protein of 155 amino acids. Gene Ontology annotation, cellular component: nucleus. Gene Ontology annotation, molecular function: 5-hydroxymethyl-dUMP N-hydrolase activity. Lineage: Eukaryota; Fungi; Ascomycota; Dipodascomycetes; Dipodascales; Trichomonascaceae. The record is from RefSeq and is a predicted model, not a curated record. The transcript has a single exon.
AUGCCGUCUGUUUACAUUGCCGGACCUGACGUGUUCUACCCUAACGCGAGAGAGCUCGCUGAAAAUGCACGUGCUUUAGCGAAGCAAUAUGGUCUCACAGCAUUGAUACCAACUGACAACGAAGUGAAAGAUGGCACUAAACAAGAGAUUUCUAAGGCAAUUUUCCGGGCAAAUGUUCAAAUGAUUGAGUCCGCAGAUGCUGUGGUAGCUAAUAUUUCGCCCUUCCGUGGUCCUUCUGCAGAUGCGGGGACAGUGUGGGAGAUUGGCUAUGCUCGCGGUACAGGUAAGCCCGUCGUGGCCUUCUCAGACGAUACCCGCGACUACAAGACAAGGGCAGAGAAGUAUCCCGAUGGAAAUAUGAUUGAGGAUUUUGAGAAUGUUGAUAACUUGAUGAUCGCGGAGUGCUUGCAGGGCAAAGUUCACCGAUCCAUUGGCGAUGCACUCAAAGCAGUGUCGGAAGCACUCUAG